Messenger RNA from Strongylus vulgaris, 1233 nucleotides. NCBI's taxonomy places the organism in Eukaryota, Metazoa, Nematoda, Chromadorea, Rhabditida, Strongylidae. The record is from the annotation of a GenBank genome assembly.
AUUGCCAAAAACUCGCAACUUACAAUUUCAGUCAUGAUUGAAACCGAAACAGCUAUGUUAUUGACAUAUAUUUGAGAACCAUCGCGCUCCACUCUGGACACUGCUGAACAAAGGAUGUGAUGUCACCGAAAAAGGAGUGUACUACUCGGAGUACAAGUCUUCAAGCGAAAGACAGUCGGUCAGUCUGGGAGCACUUUCAAUAGGCAGGAUUGGAAUUAUCGGCAAAGGUGUUAUUGCUUGUGGAUUAGCAGCUACUAUAGGUAUACGCUACAGUGCAUGUCGCAAGCAGUUUGGACCCGCCAAAGGAGAAGAGAUUCCAGUGCUAGAUUAUCCACUGCAACGACAUCGUCUGUUUCCAUUCUUAGCUGGACAUUUUACACUGCGAACAUUUCAGAAUAAGUUCUGGGAACACUUCACUGGCUAUAUGAUGCGCGCGCUCGAUCAAGCACGACAAGCUUGUGGAGGUCAUGGUUUUCUCCACUCAUCAAGACUAAAUGAGCUACGAGACAGUUUUGAUCCUUCACAAACAUUUGAGGGCGAAAAUCACAUGAUCCUACAACAAACCAGCAACAUUCUAUUAGAUUGGGCUCGCACAGGCAGGAGUGGAACUACUCCAAUGAAUACCUUCGAAAUGCUGAAUACGAAAGAACACGAAAGAUUCAAAAACUUUGGAAAAGACAUCAUAGAUGAUGUCCUACAUGCGUACAGAUGGCUUAUCGUGUACUAUUUGAAUGAGACAAAACGCUCAUUCGACGAGCUGAUGAAGGAGAAUGGCAACAAUACAUUUGAUGCACGUAAUCGAUCACAGGCUCGCACAGGCAGGAGUGGAACUACUCCAAUGAAUACCUUCGAAAUGCUGAAUGCGAAAGAACACGAAAGAUUCAAAAACUUUGGGAAAGACAUCAUAGAUGAUGUCCUACAUGCGUACAGAUGGCUUAUCGUUUACUAUUUGAACGAGACGAAACGCUCAUUCGACGAGCUGAUGAAAGAGAAUGGGAACAAUACAUUUGAUGCACGUAAUCGAUCACAGGUCCAUAAAGCACAAAUGCUCGGCAUCGCUUACGCAGAGCACACUGCGAUUCAAUGGGCUGCCGACAUCUAUAGGCAGCUGGACAAUCCACAAAUCAGCCAGGUUAUCAAUUCACCUAAUUCCAUAUUUACUUAUUUCUACCAUAAAAAGAGAAUACAUCUUUGUUUCAUUGCAUUUCUUAGUGGCUACGCGAUCCAUUAAUA